GGAGCGCUUAUCUCCUCCGUGGCAUCCUUGUUUCUCUCAAGUCCUCAAAUGUGCGACUUUCACCGUCGGCACAAACAGAGGAUGUGGUGGCCCACUUCACGUUAACGGCGCACGGUAAUACGAGGAUGAAGAGAUAAAAACACAGCUUGUUGAAGUCCCAGUUAAGUCAAAUGAAAGUGGAGUGAAAAUGUUUGCUGUUGACUGAAGUCCACUCCAGCAAACAAAAUGAAGAGGAGGCUGCUUCGUGGUUUCCUGUCGGAAGUUUCCGUCCGGAUGGCUCUGUUGCUUGUGUUCCUUGUGACGGAGCAGCUUCCUCCUUUCUACCGUGAGAUCCAGCCGGAGGAGAUGUGGUUGUAUAAGUUCCAUCGUGUGGCAAGAGACCAUGUACCCACCGCUCUUAUGUUUAGUGUGGCGGUGUUCACCCCACUGAUUGUAAUCGUGGUUUUCGCCUUCCUGAAGAAGUCAGAGCGAGGAGAUCUGAAGGAGGCCACGCUGGCUGUGACUUUGACUCUGGUGCUGAACGGAGUCUUCACCAACGUCAUCAAACUGGUUGUCGGCAGGCCACGGCCAGACUUCUUCUAUCGCUGUUUCCCAGACGGUCAAAUGAACCUGGAGUUGCGCUGCAGCGGUGACCCAGAUGUAGUCAUGGAGGGCAGGAAGAGCUUUCCCAGCGGGCACUCUUCCUUUGCCUUUGCAGGUUUGGGUUUCACAGCGCUGUACCUUGCAGGAAAGCUGCGCUGCUUCAAUGCAGCAGGCCAAGGCAGAGCGUGGCGGCUGUGUGCCUUCCUCACACCUUUACUCAUCGCGACUGUGAUCGCCCUCUCCAGAACCUGCGACUACAAACACCACUGGCAAGAUGUAUUAGUGGGUUCUCUGCUUGGUCUCGUCUUCGCCUGGCUGUGUUAUAGGCAGCACUACCCUCCUCUUCAGGACGCUGACUGCCACAGACCUCUCCGUCACAGAGAGACUGUCCCCGCAGCACAGGAGCGCAAGCUGGCCAACUCCACCUACAUCCUGCCCCUGUAGAAGAGCUGUAACUGUUACUGGUGUCAGUCAUACUGGGUUACAUGGUAAUCCUCCUGGUUUUCACACCCUUAGGGCUGGGCAGUUUAUCCGUAUUUAUUGUUUAUCGUCAAUCAUUGUAACUGUAAAGUGACGUGGUUUAUUUUCUGAACUAAAAAGACUAAUGACACAUCUCUUCUGAAUAGAUUCUUAAACACCUGAGAAUUGCUGUAAAGAACAACUCCAGUUUAACAACGACAACUUGAAUUGUUGAAACCCAAACAAACAUCAUUACAUAUAAAAGUUGUCAACGAUGGAGGGCCUGGUUAAUAUCAUGACAACGCCCAGCCCUGCACACCAUGUGUACUGUGCCUCUAGAUCACAAAACUUUAAACGCUCACAACAGCUGAGCACGUCGACUACACAAGCACUGCACUAAUAGUCCACUGCCCAUCAACCGCAGGCUCAGCUGCUGCAAGGCAGCUUCUCAUGUAGGGACACGAGUGGUGAUUGUUUUGUAAACUUUUUCCAACAAGCAAGGUUGAUGGAAAAACAUUCAGUAUUGUUGUUUUUGAUCAUUUUCUGGCAUUUAUGCAACUAAAUACUUAAUUAAUAAGUGAAUCUAUAGAUGAUUUACGAUAAUAGAUAACGAAAAUAAUCAUAAGUUUCAGCCCAAGCUCAAGAAGAUCCAUUUAUUAAUGACUGAGCGCUGUCAACUGCAUCUCAAAGUCUUCUCAGGCAAAUGGAGCCAGUUUAGGUGUGAUCCUAGGAUGUGAAUGUGAAACAAGAACCACAUUAAAAGUUAGAGGUGAACAUCCUUUGAACCAACAGAAAGCUUACCUCACCCACAAAAUUACCAUUUUACAUUAAUUACUCACCAUGUGUCACCUUGAAAUCGUGAAGAAAACAUUGUUCCUCUUGCGUGCCUUCACAAUGAAUGAAGAAUCCAAAACAGGCGAGCAGUCUUUGUGAAUUGAAGAAACGGGGACCACAUUUAAAAACAGCAGAACUAUAUCAAAAUAUCCAUUCACAAACUCUCACACAACUCGUGCAGUAUAACUUAAGUCUCAUCCAGUUUUAUGCUCAGUACUUCCCAAACACAUGCAUUUUGUUAAAACGUUACGAUUUAAAACACCUCUGCUUGCCAAUAGCACGCCCUGAGCAUACCUAAGCACACAUGCGUAUGAGCUUAGCUUGGGCAGAAUUCAAGGCCUUUGUACUGACGUGUUUUAAAUCAUAAUGUUUUAGCGAAAAUGCAUGUGUAGGAAAAGUUCUGAGCAUGUGACUGAACAAAUGAGAUUUAGAUUAUCCUGCAUGAGUUGUGUGAGAGUUUCCAAACAGAUGUUUUGAUAUACUGUAGUUUUGCUGCAGUCCUCAUUUAGCUCAAGAAUGUUCUCCCUUUUCGGAUUCUUCGUUCACUUCAGACAUGGCAUGCAAGAACAAAUUUAACAUAACAUCAUAGCAACGUCAUUUUGUUAGUGAAGUAUUUGUUUGAUUAUGUGCCUGAAUAUUUAAAUUUGGGUCAUGUGAUGCUCCAAACUCUGAAGAAGACUGAGAUAAAGUUGAUGAAUAAUAAGCAAGUAGACCUUUGAGUUUAGAUUAUGUGCACCAUGUAGUUUCUUUUUCUUUUGUUGACAGCGAUGAACUGGUGGAGUAAAGGCCUUUGCGCAUCGGGUUUGUCUGUUUUUUCGGAUGCGUUUUUUUUUUAAAUCUGUCAUCUAAAAAAAAUCUUCACGCACAGAUACCUUACACACUGAUUCCGAUGCGUUUUAUUUUUCUAUUUGUUGUGAAAAUUCGCAAAAUGAAAUGACACAUUUCUUCUUUUGCCUCUCUCCACUGGAAUUACCUAUCUGGCUGUCACCACUCCCUCCUUGUCUUUCAUUUGGCACCGCGGCUACAUGAAGGGGCGGAGCUGUCCUCCCUCUCUGUCUCCACAUCCUCCUCCUCUUCAUCAUCAUCCACCUGAAUAUUACUAUCUGACCUGUUGAACGUAGCUAUCUGAGUCAUGAAAUGAUUCUGUGCGCCCAGUUCCUCUGUCUUGUCGCAGCUGUGCCCCACCGCCACAUUUCCUUCAAUGAUUCUUGGUCAAACGUCUCUGAAGGCUCUGGCAGAUGCGAGAAAUGCAGAAAAUUGAACCUGUUGCGAAAAUUCUAACGAAAGUUUCAGACUCAGUGUGCAGGCUUACUCGGCUCCAUUACAACUCACAAGGUUUACCAACAAAACAACUGUCAUACCGAACACGUUUUCCAAACAAAUACAACAUGCUAACGUUAUUAGCACAAGCCUGUGGCAUUUUACAUUGCAAAAAUUAGCCUAGCAACAAGCAGAGAUUUCCUCUGCUCACAUGAAGCCAGGAUAAAUCACACACAAUGUUGUUUUGUCAAGGCUUUGUUGUCUUUACAAUUUAUUGUUUCUUACAAUAAAAGCUUCGUUUCCACUGAGGGAAAUGGUUUCAGCUUACAAACAUAGACAGGAGGUCUGUGUCGUCAUGAGGCGUAGUUACAUUUCUUGGAAGGUGCAUGUCAGGCUACGGCGUAGGGUACAGCGUCAGUUCAACGCAGACAUAUAAAUUCAGCCAUAGUGUACAAAGGCCUUAAGAGGUGUUUAUGUGGGCUGUUUGUGUCGUAACAGUAGAGCUGUCACAGUAUAUGUCAUUGAUAAACAUUGUACUUUAAUAUCUGAAAAAAGGCUCCUUUCCUAAACCAGCUGGGCACUGUAGUUUUUAGCAAAUCAACCAGGAGUGAAUAGUGCAUUGCUGGGGACUAUUUUCAGCUGCGGAUGAAUACACAUUUAGUGCCCAAGUUGCUUUCUGACUGUGGCACAGAUAAAUGAGGAAUGUUAGGCUCUAUCUACACAGACGGCACUUGUUUGUAGUAUCAGUUCAUUAUUGGUGUUUUUUGUUUGUUGACAACAAGAGAGAAAACAGUUGAAAAGAAAGAGACUGUGUCAUAAAACCUCUGACAUUUGACAACAUUUAUAUCACAUCAGCAGAUCCUGCCCCUGACUGUCGGCACCUUUAUGUUUAAAGCGGGUUAAUCCAAUCCACUUGGCUCAGCUGUUUCUGUCAUCAGUGCUUUAAAUCUCUCUGUCUUCCUAUAUUAUAUUUGGAUUGUUUCCAUUCACAGAUUGUUUGAUUUAUAUCUGUAAAGGGUGUCAUACGCCCUGUCCUCAGUACCGAUGUAGCAGCUCCGCUCAUCUCCUCUCACGGUCCUCGCAGUGCUCGCUGUACUUGAUAAUCACAUCUUUGCUCCAACUGGACAGCACAUGUGCUUAUAUAGUUAAUGUGACUGUAAUACGAGUGGUCUCAGGCUUACUGUAGGUCUGGGUUUAGUGACUCUCCUGACUCCUCUGCCGACACGAUGCAGGUGUGAAUGAGACGCAGUGUGCGGGGAGUUUUGGUGACGGUAAAACCAGAUCUUUCUGAUGAACCUGAGUGAGGUCAGACUGUAACCUCUCCAGGUGAUGGUGCUAGCCUCCCAGUGCUCCUGCUGGUCAGGUCUUCUAUCCUGUUAAUAGUUUUACUGGCACGUUAAGUUUUUCUCUCUGGUAGUUUUCAUCCACUUUCAUUUCAGACAGGGAAUGCUAAAGCCUGUGAUUCGUCUAUCAUUUUAUGUUUACUUUCUGUGGUCUAUUUUUUUCCCGUUUUAUUUAUUUGUUAUGUUGUUUGAGGUUGGUUUUCAACUGGAAAAAACAUCAACUUGUUAUGUCGAUGGUUGAAACGUGAGAAACAACUAAAUCUCUUCAUGUUUCUGUUUCGAGUGUGAAACCGGCCAAAGUUUUGCAGGGUUAAAGCACUUUUGCUUGUCGCUGUGAUUCGAGCUUAGAGCGGCUGGAUCAUGGCGGUUUAAGACCAAACAUGGCAGAAAAAAACAGAUGAAUUUGUGCCUUUGUUUACUACAUUACUUUAUUACUCUUAGUUUCUGAAUAAGGCAUAUAGUGCAUGUAACAGAGUACGCUCUCUGUCACAUUGUGGACACAUCUUUGCUCUGAAUCUUUGUGUUUUUUAUUGUUUUACAGAGUACAGGAGUCAUCUGGGAAGACAUGUUUAAAUGUGGCAUGCUGCUUUUGUUUACCUCAGAAAAAAAUCUUUAAGUACUUUCCAUAAAUUUUAUCUUUGAUGGAGUCAAAUGUGAAGAUUUCUGGGUGGGAGCAUGUCAAAGUUACAACAGAGAGAGUCACUUUUCAGACAAAUAAUAUCUUAAUUUACUUGCUGGAUCUUACAGGUAUUUAUGAGAUGAUGUACAGGUCUAAGUGUUUUUCAUUUUGGGGCAUGUAGGAGUUUACUUGAAUUCUGAAUAUUUGUUUACCUUAAAUGUGAUGAUGUUAUAUCAUGAAAAAAGGAACCGUGUUUGUGGGCACAUGGUUUUCUGGGGAAUCUCUCAAACAAAAAUAAUGUUCAUUAGACUUUGCUGCAUUUUGAUAAAACCCUGCAUGUUUCACAGCUAAAUAACAACAUACUUUCUUCAUUACUUCCCUCCAAGUCAACACAUCUCCAUCUGUUUUUGUUAAUUUAUGUGACUUUCAGUACAUGAAUACUGUAUUGGGUUGUUGAUCAUGUCUAGACUGAAGAUCUGGGAUGAUGCUGUUUAUUUAUGUCACACUCAUGAUAAUUUGCCUUGGCUUGUAAGACCAUAUAGCAGCUGCUCAUGCUGAUACCAUACCCUGAUUGUACAUGUUGUGAUGCUUUUAAUGACUCUUUUGGUGACACUAAAUGAUGUUUAUAAAUAA
Messenger RNA from Epinephelus fuscoguttatus (brown-marbled grouper), 5730 nucleotides. RefSeq names its product phospholipid phosphatase 5 (gene plpp5). Gene Ontology annotation, biological process: phospholipid metabolic process. Gene Ontology annotation, molecular function: phosphatidate phosphatase activity. Lineage: Eukaryota; Metazoa; Chordata; Actinopteri; Perciformes; Serranidae. The record is from RefSeq and is a predicted model, not a curated record. The coding region runs from base 226 to 1026 and encodes 266 amino acids. The transcript has 8 exons.